Messenger RNA from Tupaia belangeri chinensis (Chinese tree shrew), 666 nucleotides. RefSeq names its product eukaryotic translation initiation factor 4E binding protein 3 (gene EIF4EBP3). The transcript has 3 exons. The coding region runs from base 102 to 407 and encodes 101 amino acids. Gene Ontology annotation, cellular component: cytoplasm. Gene Ontology annotation, molecular function: eukaryotic initiation factor 4E binding. Gene Ontology annotation, biological process: negative regulation of translational initiation. NCBI's taxonomy places the organism in Eukaryota, Metazoa, Chordata, Mammalia, Scandentia, Tupaiidae. The record is from RefSeq and is a predicted model, not a curated record.
UGUUGUUGCCCGCGGCCGCACGUGGUCGGCUGAGUCGGACUCAGAACUGCAUUCCGCGUCCUCUGCACCGGCCGCUUGCCAUCCUGCGCCGUCUGCUCGUUAUGUCCACGUCUACAAGCUGCCCGAUUCCCGGGGGCCGGGAGCGGCCGUCGGACUGCUACAGCACCACGCCGGGGGGCACGCUAUACGCCACCACCCCGGGAGGCACCAGGAUCAUGUACGACCGAAAGUUCCUGCUGGAGUGCAAGAACUCACCCAUUGCCCGGACACCUCCCUGCUGCCUCCCUCAGAUUCCCGGAGUCACAACUCCUCCAACAGCCCCGCCCUGCAAGCUGGAGGAGCUGAAGGAGCAGAAGGAGACAGAGGAAGAGAUACCCGAUGACGCACAGUUUGAAAUGGACAUCUAAUCCAGUGCAGAUGACCUCAUGUAUGGAGUUGUAGAGGGAUCCCUCAAGCCGCUGCUGCCACCACCUCUUCCUAGGGUAUCCAAAGGCCACCUGGCCUCAUCUAAUCUGGAAGGGAGUGACUUGUUGGUUCUGGGCCUCCUUUAGUUCUGAGGCAGCUAGACCAGGGAUAGGAGUGGGCAACUUGCCAAGCCCUUAGUUCUAUCUUCUCUUUGGUCUUUAGCCACUCUUCUCAACCCCCAGUCCUCUCUGAUCAGGGUCU